AUGGGUCUCGUGGAGCGAGGAAAAGAAAUGCAAAAUUUGGAUGCGCCGAGGUCCGGAAAGUCGCGGGAUCUCUUUGGCGUUCAGCUCGAGGUAACUUCGUUAUUGCUGGAGGCCGAGCGACGCAAGCUGGCGGUGUUGCAGCGGGAAUUGCAGGCGGCCCUGGCCGAGGGUGGCAGCGUCAAAGUGAAGGAGAAGCAGCGCCAGGAGUUACUCCACGCCAUAUCCAAAAUACAAGCGCAACACGAACAACUGGACAAGGAAUACAGGAUACAUGCAGCUGGUGUCCUGUUAUGCAAUUCACGGGCUUCUGGAAAGGUGAGUUGUACAAGAAUAAUUAAUAUCCAUGAUAAUUAUUCAUUGAAUUUUACAUUUUUGCAUAUUUCAAUGCACAGGAGAAUAGAUGUAAGACAAUUUUCAUAUUAA
This is a messenger RNA of Ceratosolen solmsi marchali, 423 nucleotides long. RefSeq lists its product as uncharacterized. The transcript has 3 exons. Lineage: Eukaryota; Metazoa; Arthropoda; Insecta; Hymenoptera; Agaonidae. The record is from RefSeq and is a predicted model, not a curated record. Bases 1 to 423 code for a protein of 140 amino acids.